CGUUGUUCCUCAUUGAAAACAAUCGUGUUAGUAAGUGUGCCGCUACGGUGGAUUAAGGCUGUGGGUUUCGUCUCGGUAAUGCCCUGUCGGUAAGACGUGGACUAAGAACGUCUGGAAGGAUGGAGGACGACUGGAAGCCGCUCCUGAGCUCCACGGGGACAGGAGAUGGCUGCAAAGAUAAGGGUGUCAUCGACUCGCUGGACUCAAAGUCAAAAAGGCCAUUUCACGUGGAACCGCGGAAUAUCGUCGAGGACGAUGUCCAGGAGAGGGUCUCUGCGGAGGCUGCUGUGAUGAGCAGCAGAGUGAGCUACUACAGCCGGCUCACCGGCUCGUCUGACCGACUGCUGGUUCCUCCAGAUCAUGUGAUCCCUGCUCCAGAAGAAAUCUAUGUGUACAGCCCUUUGGGAUCGGCGUUCAAAGUGCAUGGGGGUGAUGGUUCAGCCAAAAACCCCAGCAUUGUGACCAUCUUUGCAAUAUGGAACACCAUGAUGGGAACGUCAAUACUGAGUAUACCAUGGGGCAUAAAACAGGCUGGUUUCACUUUUGGCAUCCUUAUUCUUGUUUCUGUGGGCUUGUUAACCCUGUACUGCUGUUACAGAGUGCUAAAAUCGCCCAAGUCAAUACCGUAUGUUGACACCUCAGACUGGGAGUUCCCUGAUGUGUGCAAAUAUUACUUUGGAGCUCUUGGCCAGUGGUCGAGUCUUAUAUUUUCCUUGGUGUCCCUGAUCGGUGCGAUGGUCAUCUACUGGGUGCUCAUGUCGAACUUCCUCUUCAAUACCGGGAAGUUUGUAUACAACUAUGCUCACAAUGUCAGUAUGGCCGACAACGAAUAUGGAACAAACGGCACUGAUAGAGUGGUGUGCCCUUUCCCGGACACCCACCGCAACAGGAACGACACCAUGUACGUGUUCCACCUGGGUGACAAUGGCACAGGGACAGAGGUGUUUGAUCGCUGGUGGAGUAAAACCAGCACCAUCCCCUUCUACCUCAUCAUUCUGCUCCUGCCGCUGCUCAACUUCCGCUCUGCCUCUUUUUUCGCCAGAUUCACCUUCCUAGGCACAAUAUCCGUGAUCUACCUGAUUUUCCUGGUGACGCUUAAAGCUUUUCAGCUGGGAUUUCACCUUGAAUUUCACUGGUUUCACUCCACAGAGUUUUUUGUUCCAGAGUUCAGGUUGUUCUUCCCUCAGUUGACUGGAGUGCUCACGCUGGCCUUUUUCAUUCACAACUGUAUCAUCACCUUAAUGAAGAACAACAGGGACCAGAAGAAAAAUGUACGAGACCUGUCCCUGGCUUACCUGCUGGUGGGGCUCACCUACCUGUAUGUGGGAGUUCUCAUCUACGCGGCGUUCCCUUCCCCGCCAUUGUCGAAAGACUGCAUCGAGCCGAACUUCCUGGACAACUUUCCCAGCAGUGAUAUAUGGGUGUUUGUUGCACGGACUUGCCUGUUCUUCCAGAUGACAACUGUUUACCCGUUGCUUGGAUACCUUGUUCGAGUGCAGGUCAUGGGACAGAUGUUUGGGAAACCCUACCCUGGUUUCUUCCAUGUGCUUCUUCUGAACGUCAUCAUUGUGGCAGCUGGGGUGCUCGUGGCCAGGUUCUACCCCAACAUUGGCUCCAUUAUCCGGUACUCGGGGGCAACUUGUGGUCUGGCCCUGGUGUUUUUCCUCCCUUCCGCUGUGCACAUGGUGUCGCUCCGCCGUGCAGGGGAGCUGCGCUGGCCCUCGAUCCUUUUCCACAGUCUACUGAUCCUGCUAGGUGUUGCCAACCUGCUGGGGCAGUUCUUGAUGUGAUCAUCUGCUUCGCCUCCCAUGAUGGGCUGGAGAACUGCACACGUGAGGGAUGGGGGGCUCUCUGUCAAAAGGACAUUAAGGCCGCAGAUUUGAAAUGCUGUGUCGGGGGAAAAAAACUAGACGAUAUUCCAACAGGCAAGCCUCUGAAGGAGCCGUCCGCAUUCCCUUGUGGUGAAUUUGCAGGUGAUCAAAUGUCUGUAUUUAUAUGGCUGUAGUUUGUGACUGACAUUACUAUUUAAAGCUCUCAGUAGUUCCAGUAUAUACACCAGCAUGCCAAUGCCUGUGACCCAUAAAUGU
Molecule: messenger RNA, 2087 nt
Organism: Scleropages formosus (Asian bonytongue)
Lineage: Eukaryota; Metazoa; Chordata; Actinopteri; Osteoglossiformes; Osteoglossidae
Gene: slc38a9
Product: solute carrier family 38 member 9
Exons: 15
Coding region: 120-1790 (556 amino acids)
Biological process (GO): amino acid transmembrane transport
Cellular component (GO): lysosomal membrane
Molecular function (GO): L-amino acid transmembrane transporter activity
Source: RefSeq, a predicted model, not a curated record